AUGAACGACGACCACCAGACUUCCGCUCAGCCAAACACACUCAAGCGGGCUCUUUCUCAAUCCACUACUUCCUCCACAUCAUCAACCACCACCAACUCCCACGCUACGAAGGCUAGACAUCACAAAGCAAGCCGUCUGUCCAGCGUGAAACAAUUCCUCCGGUCGCGCUCCCACUCUCCAACCGCGGCUUCUAUUCCUUCGAAUCGCUCCUCUCCCUCAGCUAGCUUCGACAUUCCUCGAAGCAUUCCAGCAAACUCCACCCCUCGUCGCUCUGCAAGCCCCGUCUCCACCAUGUCUCCUAGCAGAGCCUCCACCGACGACAGCGCAACCAACAAGCGUGUACAUUCCACACACAUCCGCAGAAGCGGCCACGACUACCGUCGUUACAGUGGCACAGUGAACCACUACGGUCGUCACUCGAAUGACUGGCUGUUUGGAGGCUUCAGUCUGCGGGAUACCGUACGGGAUGGAGUGGAUCGUCUGAGACACCAUCAUGCCAAGGAUUGA
Messenger RNA from Aspergillus eucalypticola CBS 122712, 507 nucleotides. RefSeq lists its product as uncharacterized. The transcript has a single exon. The coding region runs from base 1 to 507 and encodes 168 amino acids. NCBI's taxonomy places the organism in Eukaryota, Fungi, Ascomycota, Eurotiomycetes, Eurotiales, Aspergillaceae. The record is from RefSeq and is a predicted model, not a curated record.